Messenger RNA from Habropoda laboriosa, 4119 nucleotides. RefSeq names its product tyrosine-protein kinase sid-3 (gene Ack). The transcript has 4 exons. Gene Ontology annotation, biological process: protein phosphorylation. Bases 157 to 3921 code for a protein of 1254 amino acids. Gene Ontology annotation, molecular function: protein binding; protein tyrosine kinase activity; ATP binding. The record is from RefSeq and is a predicted model, not a curated record. Lineage: Eukaryota; Metazoa; Arthropoda; Insecta; Hymenoptera; Apidae.
CCGUCGAAUUUCGUAUUGGAUUUCCCCCGUGUUGCACAUGCACCGAAAGACCGUAAACAGAAUCGUGUUGCGACGAUCACGCGCGCCGACGGAAUGGAAACAUAACUGCACUCGAGACUGUUUUCCUCCGUUGAAAGCACACUAGAAUAAUUGAACAUGGCAGAUGAUGAGGGUACAGAAUGGUUGCAAGAAUUGCUGCACGAUGUCCAGCUUUCACAGUUCUUCACCAGAAUACGGGAUGACUUACAAGUCACCAGACUACACCACUUUGACUAUGUGCAACCUGAAGACCUUGAGAAGAUAGGUCUAGGAAAGCCAGGCAUCAGAAGAUUACUAGAUGCUGUUAAGAAAAAGAGACAUACUCAAUGGAAGAAGAGCUUGAUGACCAAGAUCAGACCUGGCAGUAGCACAAAAACUAACAAGAGAUCCUCCCAACCAGUGGAAGGUUCUUCGGUGCUAACUUGUCUCAUUCAAGACAAAGAUGUGACAUUGUCCAUUAAACUGGGUGAUGGAAGUUUUGGUGUAGUGAGACGUGGAGAGUGGACCUCUCCCUCCGGAAGAACAUUGCCUGUUGCUGUAAAAGUUUUGAAAGCAGAUGCCCUAACUCAGCCAAGUGUUAUAGAAGACUUUGUGUCAGAAGUUCAAGCAAUGCAUACAUUGGAUCAUCAUAAUCUCAUUAGAUUAUAUGGUGUAGUGUUGUCCCAGCCAAUGAUGAUGGUGACAGAACUGGCUCCUCUUGGAGCACUGUUGGACUACCUGAGAAAACAGUGCAGUCGAAUUUCAGUAUUAACCCUGUGCAACUACGCUCUGCAAGUCGCCACCGGGAUGGCGUACUUGGAGGCAAAACGUUUCCUGCACCGUGAUCUGGCUUGCAGAAACGUGCUCCUAAGUUCAGUGGACAAAGUGAAGAUCGGUGACUUUGGCCUGAUGCGGGCCCUGCCCCAGCAGGAGGACUGUUACGUGAUGACGGAACACAAGAAAGUGCCGUUUCCAUGGUGUGCUCCGGAAUCACUAAAAGCUCGUCAGUUUAGUCAUGCGUCAGAUGUUUGGAUGUUUGGCGUAACGUUAUGGGAGAUGCUGACGUUUGGAGAGGAGCCAUGGGUAGGUCUGAACGGAUCAGAGAUCCUAAGAAAGAUCGACAAGGACGGUGAAAGGUUGCACGAACCAGAUGCAACGCCACCAGUUAUGUAUCAACUGAUGCUGCGUUGCUGGGCCAGAGAUCCAUCAGAAAGGCCAACUUUUGCCUCUCUGCGAUCAUCUUUAACAGGCAUGGUCCCAGCUGUGAUGAAAGCCGUGAAUCAUUUUGAAGAAGCUGAAAAAAUGAUCAUAGAACAGGGUGACCAGAUAGUCAUCUUAGAUGGUCGACCAGAGAACUACUGGUGGAAAGGCCAGAACCAGCGAACUUUUCAGAUUGGUCUGUUUCCUCGCUGUUUGGUCGAUCCUAUGAGACGCAAACAGCCAGAGGAUAUCAGCAAACCGCUAGAGAACUCUUUCAUACACACUGGUCACGGUGCACCCUUCGGAAAAAGUUGGGGCAGCCCUAUCUACAUAGACGACGUCUACCUUCGAAACCCCAUGGAACCACCAGACGUUGUAGGCGUUGCGAUAGCCCCAGACAGUCACCUGAAAGACAAAUUCUCCUGUGGCACUCCACGAUCGAGAAAACAGUUCAAUUACACGAAACUGCAAAACGAUAUACGAGCUAGUCCCGUUAAAUCGACGAACACGUCUGCGCCAAGUGGUAGUCAAGAAGGUAGCUUGAUAGAUCUGUCACCGGAGGAAAUGGUGAAUACGAGCGUAGCGCAAUCAGACACUGCCUGUCGGCGGGUAGUGAAUAUUCUUGACGAGCCUAUCGAUGUCAUUGAACGACAAGAACAGACGAAUUGGCAGGUUGAAGACCCUCGAACCUAUGCCAACUUCCCUGGAAACGUUGAUCCAGCUUACUCAGACCCAUUUGACACCUCAUCUGUAUUCAUGAAACUUCCUCAUUCGAGAUAUUACAGCCACGUUCCUUCAGAUGUUGGUAGUCGAUACUUCAAGACACAGACUUACGGAAAUGUUCAAAAUCAGGACGCUGGCAGCAGCACCCAGGAGAGUACAAAUUAUUUUACGCCAGAGUCUGGGUCAGAGGUGAACCACUACUCUAUAAGCCUGAGCAAGGAGAGCAGGAACGACAGCAUUAACUUAAACGUGAACGUAGACACAGAAGAGAGUAACACGUACAGCCAGAACCACUAUAGCGAGAUAGACAAGCCCAGUCCUCCCGUACCCAGCUGGUCCCAGUGGCCAGAGGACUUGCAGAAUGAAUCACAGACGUACGUGAACGUCUCUAGUCGACCUCAAGGAUCUGACGUUCCUCCUCCGCCACCUGUGGCCCCUAACGAGAGCCCUCCAAAGCCAAAAUCUAACCACGACUUGGCUCAAAGUCUGAACGAGCUGACUAUCAAUGCCAGAAACGCGUCACCUAAGAAAUUAGACCCUGCCUUCUUGGCAGAGUUAGAGAAGCACCUAGGAGAGAAAGAGGCGAGCAAGAAUAUGAACGCUAGCCAGCAGAAUCCUGGAACUUCUGAUCCUUACUCAUCAGUGAACAAAUUACAAGACAAUACUAUCCCAACGUUAAGGCCUCCGCCUCAAACAGUGAAACGCAAGUCUCCACAGAUAGACUACAGGUGCACCAAUCUACCUAGCAAAGUACAGAACUCCUGGCAAUCAAAGAGUACUAAUAUUCAACAGCCUCCCCGUGCGCAGCCUGAGCAACAGAGGGUCUCAGAAACGACCACUGAGCAGAUGGUAGGCCAGAUCUGGCAGCAGUCUCAGAUUACACAGCACAGUACCUUUGGCAAUACUCAAUCAAACCUGAAUCUGUUGCAAAUCGCUCCCAGCAACGUAUCAAAACCGACCUUCAACCACGCACAGAACACUCUCCCAAUGACUCCUCAGCCCAGCCAAUUUCAGGCUGCUUCUUUACCUUUACCCAGUAGUCAUGGAAUAACGCAGAUACAGAAUGACCUCCAGCAAGCACAUUCGAGUAGUAGUUCUGCCUCGAAGCCUUCCGGCAUGGUGUUCUCUGAGCAGGUGUACGCUGAGCUGAAGCAGACGGUUCCAAACCUGGAGCAAUUAUCUCAAAAUGAGUUUAAUACUCUGUACAAUAAGACAGUGCAGCAGAACAUUCUGAGAAACUACUAUACAGCUACCACGUCGACUGCUUCAGACUCAGCGAGUAAUCUAAGUCACAGCAGUAACUACAUGGAGGGAGCUGUUGCUGGUUCUCUGCCACGUCCUACUCAACCUGCGAGAAGUCUAUCUGCUCAGGGUCAUCCCUGCGACUUCAGUCCUCACCUGAAGCAGCCACCGGUGUACAAUCCUCCGCCUCAAGCGAACUGGAGCCCCAUGAAGUCUGUACAGAAUGGUCUGACGCAGACUCAGACCACUAUGAAGUCUAAUAUAGCAAGCAGCCCGAAUCUGCUGCAGCUUACGCAAACAAAUCCCCCCCAUGAGGGCGGCGUCGUCACACCGCAACCAUCCUCGACGAGAUGCCUGCCUCCUCAGAUGACCGAAACGGUCGUUAAUACUCAAUUAGCCCCCUCCACGUCCGCCUACCCAUCCGGAGUGAGCCCCCCCUUGACCGCCGCCUCCCAGCAACUGGUCAUGUCCCUUAACGAUGAAUUUCGCGCGAACAAAGUGAUGAAGGUGCAGAGGGAGGCGGGGGACGCGUCGCAACAGGAAAUACUCACUGCACUGCAGGCUACAGGCUGGGACACUAGUCAAGCCGCCAAGCAGAUCCUGAAGGACAGGCAGGCGAAAGUAGAGUCCCUUGUCAGAUUGGGCUUGGCAGACCGACAACGGUGCGAGGGUGCUCUGAAGCAGACUGAAUACGACGUAGAUUUAGCGGCCUCCUUGUUGCUAGACCAGGUCAGAUGAAGACAGACAUAAAGAGUGAAUUGGUCACUGAAGAUAUUGUAAAAUAACGAGUAGCGAUGUAUGAUGCAUUAGGGAUAUGUAUUUAUAAAUUGAUAGCCAUACAACGCGAGGAACGUUGCUACGGAUCGCGAGCAUAAUCGAACAGUGUCUCCUCAACAGUUGCAAAAAAGUUUAAUCCUUUGCCUUGCACAAGGUGAU